AUUAUCAUUAAGAUUCCCCCUUCACUUCUCCCAACAUUUUCCUCAUUUUUCUCUCUCCAUUAUUCCAUAUUAGGAAGGUCCAUUUCAUUUUAUUCCCAUAUAUUCCUUAUAAACUUUAGCAACCACAUAUCUCCAUUUCUUAUUUCAUAUUACUACAUAGAGUUCAUUCAUUCUUUUGUUUAACAACACAAGAUGAAUUUCUCAAAGUUGUACACAAAAAUACUACUCAAACUAGUAUUAUUAAUGUUGUGUAGUGUUUAUGUCUUAGGUACCACGUUCACAUUUGUAAACAGAUGUGAUUAUACAGUUUGGCCAGGGCUACUAGCAGGAGCUAGUAGCCCUAAGCUAGAUAGCACAGGGUUCGAGCUCCAACAUGGUGGAACUCGAACCUUUCAGGCUCCAGCAGGUUGGUCAGGUCGGUUUUGGGGAAGGUCUGGUUGCACUUUUGAUAGUACAGGUCAAGGCUCAUGCAGUACAGGAGACUGCGGAUCAGGCACAAUAGAGUGCAAUGGUAGCGGUGCGACGCCACCAGCUACCUUAGCAGAGUUCACCCUUAAUGGUAGUGGUGGGCAAGAUUUCUACGACGUAAGCCUAGUAGAUGGGUACAAUCUCCCUAUGAUUGUGGAAUCAACUGGAGGGUCAGGUGGGUGUCAAUCCACUGGAUGCGUGGUAGACCUGAACUUGCGGUGCCCUAAUGAGCUGAAGGCGGAAGGUGGUGGUGCGUGUAGAAGUGCGUGUGAGGCUUUUGGUAGCCCGGAAUAUUGUUGUAGUGGGCAAUUUGCAACGCCAGAUACAUGUAAACCGUCGAUGUAUUCACAAACGUUUAAGAAUGCGUGUCCGAGAGCGUAUAGUUACGCAUAUGAUGAUGCAAGUAGUACCUUUACUUGCAGUGGUGGGGAUUAUACCAUCACCUUUUGUCCCUCUUCUCCAAGUCAAAAAUCGUCAACGGAUACUUCAACAAGCAACAUUGGAGGAACAACGGGGUCCGGGUCAGGAACAGGUACGAGUACGAGUACAGGAUCCUCAGAUACAGGUUCAGGUUCGGGUUCAGGGUCAUUGAUGUCAGAUGGGUCAUGGAUAGCCAAAUUAGCAUCUGGAGACUCUUCAAAUACAAGACAUCCUUCCUUCGGAUUACAAUUAGCAUUAUUGUUCAUUGUCAUUACCUCAUUGGCCACAUCUUUCAACUUGUAGUAGAGAUGAAGAAAGAAGAUCAUCUUUAUAUCAUUGGGAUGCCUUCAAAUGUUAUAAAGAAGCAUAUUCACGUGGAUGACAACUAAUCUAGUCACUAUACACCCUUUGACAGACGAUAACGAGUGUACAGACUUCGGCUCAAAUCUCGUCUACAUCACUACUAUAUUUUUACUUAAAAAGGACUGUCACGGGCAAUUUUUACAAUACGGCAUUCUCGAUACAAGAUAUUGGAUUAGAGCUAUGAAGAUUUUAGGUAAAGGAUGGAGAUGACACUAGAAUUCAGAAUUUAUGUUGUUUGAUGUAAAAUAUUUAGGCUUUGAUUGUACAAAAGUUUGCUUUUUUUUUUCUUCUUUUUAAUGUGAUUUGAGGAACUUAUAGUAGAUCCCAUUUUGCUGCCUAUUGAUUCGUCCUAGAUGAGAUGCUUUAGGGGUAAGAAAAGUGAGGAUGUUAAAAAGAUAAAAUAGAUCUAUUUUGAGAAAUGUACGAUUGCUCCCAUUCUUUGUAACCUAAAAAGUUUAAUGGAUCAAUAAUAGAAAAGGAAGAUAAUACUUUUCUCAA
Molecule: messenger RNA, 1749 nt
Organism: Beta vulgaris subsp. vulgaris (sugar beet)
Lineage: Eukaryota; Viridiplantae; Streptophyta; Magnoliopsida; Caryophyllales; Amaranthaceae
Product: thaumatin-like protein 1
Exons: 2
Coding region: 193-1191 (332 amino acids)
Biological process (GO): defense response
Cellular component (GO): extracellular region
Source: RefSeq, a predicted model, not a curated record